Molecule: messenger RNA, 1374 nt
Organism: Cordyceps militaris CM01
Lineage: Eukaryota; Fungi; Ascomycota; Sordariomycetes; Hypocreales; Cordycipitaceae
Product: l-fucose permease, putative
Exons: 4
Coding region: 1-1374 (457 amino acids)
Biological process (GO): transmembrane transport
Molecular function (GO): transmembrane transporter activity
Source: RefSeq, a predicted model, not a curated record
AUGGCUGCCCAGGAAUACCUGCGCCGCCGCUCGCUCCGCGCCAACGUCUCGGGCCGCAGCAAGGCCUCGGCGCUGACGCUCCGCCAGUCGCUCUUCCCGCUCUGCAUCGUCACGGCCCUCUUCUUCCUCUGGGGCUUCAGCUACGGCCUGCUCGACACGCUCAACGCCCACUUUCAGCGCGUGCUGCACUUUACGCCCUCGCGGUCUUCUGGCCUGCAGGCGGCUUAUUUCGGAGCGUACCCCCUCGCCUCCAUCGGACACGCCGCCUGGAUCUUGCGCCACUACGGCUACCGCGCCGUCUUCAUCUGGGGCCUCUGCCUCUACGGCAUCGGCGCCCUCUGCACCAUUGCCGCCCUCAAGGCACAGUCGUUUGGCGGCUUCUGCGCAUGCAUCUUCAUCAUUGGCAACGGCCUCGGCUCCCUCGAGACGGCCGCCAACCCCUACAUCACAGUAUGCGGUCCUCCGCGCUACGCGGAGCUGCGCCUCAACCUCUCCCAGGCCUUCAACGGCAUCGGCACCGUCGUCGCCCCCGUCUUGGCCUCCAAGGUCUUCUUCGCCUUUAGCGACCAAAAAGCCCAGGACAACGUGCAGUGGGUGUACCUCGCCAUUGCCGUCUUUGUCUUUAUACUCGCCGCUGUCUUUUUCUUUGCCGACAUUCCCGAAGUCACCGACGCCGACAUGGAAUUCCAGGCCGAGGAAACCGACGCCCAAGCCAACGACAAGCCCUUUUGGCAGCAGUACAAGCUCUUCCACGCCGCCUUUGCCCAGUUCUGCUACACGGGCGCGCAAGUCGCCAUUGCCAGCUACUUCAUCAACUACGCCAUCGACACGCGCCCCGGCACCUCGCGCAGCCUCGCCGCCAACCUGCUCGCCGGCGCCCAGGCUGCCUUUGCGCUCGGCCGCUUCGCCGGCGUCUUUGUCAUGCGCUUCGUGCGCCCGCGCUACGUCUUUGGCGUCUUCCUCACCGGCUGCAUCGUCUUUUCCAUCCCCGCCAUCACCGGCCGCGGCGCCACCGGCAUCGCCAUGCUCUACGUCGUGCUCUUCUUCGAGUCCGUCUGCUUUCCCACCAUUGUCGCCCUCGGCAUGCGCGGGCUCGGCCGCCACACGAAGCGCGGCAGCGGCUACAUCGUCGCCGGUGUGGUGGGCGGUGCCUGCGUGCCGCCGCUCAUGGGCAAGGUCAUUGAUAUGCACGGCUCCGGCACCGCCAUGGUCGUGCCCCUGGCCUUCUUCGUCGUCGCCUGGACGUAUGCCCUCGCCGUCAACUUUGCGCCCGCAUAUAAGCGCGUGAUUGACUCGUGUAAUGACACCAAGAUUGGCAUCGAGACGGGAGGAGAAGAGGAGCCGCAGGUCAAGACGAAGACGCCGUCGUUAUAA